Phasianus colchicus (ring-necked pheasant) is the source of this 4521-nucleotide messenger RNA. RefSeq names its product minichromosome maintenance 8 homologous recombination repair factor (gene MCM8). Gene Ontology annotation, cellular component: MCM complex; nucleus. Lineage: Eukaryota; Metazoa; Chordata; Aves; Galliformes; Phasianidae. Gene Ontology annotation, biological process: double-strand break repair via homologous recombination. Gene Ontology annotation, molecular function: single-stranded DNA binding; single-stranded DNA helicase activity; ATP binding. The record is from RefSeq and is a predicted model, not a curated record.
GCAGCGGGGCGUGAGGGCAGCCCCGCGCCUACAGACUCUAGCGGCUUCUUCGGGGCUUCGGCCUCAGCGAUUUCUGUUAACUUUGUUCCUGAUGCGUUUUUAUCUACUCUGCUUCGUCAGGCGCCGAGGCUGAGAUGAGCAGGGACCUCAGGGGCAGGGGGUGUUCCCGGGGACGGGGCUUCCAGGGCUGGCGAGGAGGCUGGCGGGGAGGCUGGCGAGGAGGCUGGCGGGGAAGGGAGCGGAAGGUGGAGUGGAAGAGACAGCCUGAGCCUGCAAGUUCUCGACUCGUUCAGUCAACUUUGGACCAGUUUAUUCCAUAUAAGGGCUGGAAGCUUUAUUUCUCUGAAGCUUAUGCUGACAAGUCACCUUUUGUCCAGAAGACACAAGCCUUUGAAAAAUUUUUUAUGCAACGCAUUGAACUUUAUGAUAAGGAUGAAAUAGAAAGAAAGGGAAGCAUCCUUGUGGAUUAUAAGGAACUGAUAGAAGAUAGAGAAUUGACUAAGUCAGUACCAGAUGUAUCUACUGAGUUACGGGAUAUGCCUCAGAAAAUAUUGCAAUGCAUGGGUCUGGCAAUUCAUCAGGUGCUAACCAAGGACCUUGAAAGGCAUGCUGCAGAGCUGCAGGUGAAGGAAGGGUUACCACUGGAUGGACAGCCUAUAAUAAAUGUUCCUCUCAUUCAUGCCAGACUGUACAACUAUGAACCACUAACUCAGCUGAAAAAUGUUCGGGCCAACUGUUAUGGGAAAUACAUUGCCUUGCGUGGCACUGUUGUACGUGUCAGUAACAUUAAGCCUCUGUGCACUAAGCUAGCCUUUGUAUGUGGCACAUGUGGAGAUGUUCAGAGUGUUCCUCUGCCUGAUGGAAAGUAUACUCUUCCAACUAAGUGCCUUGUUCCUGAGUGCCGUGGCCGGUCAUUCACCCCUGACAGGAGCUCUCCUUUGACUACCACAGUGGACUGGCAGUCUGUUAAGGUUCAGGAGCUCAUGUCAGAUGAUCAGCGAGAAGCAGGCCGAAUCCCUCGCACGAUUGAAUGUGAGCUGGUUCAAGACCUUGUGGACAGUUGUGUCCCAGGAGAUGUGGUCACAAUUACAGGGGUAGUUAAGGUGUCCAGCACCGAGGAAGGAGUGUCUAAAAAUAAGAAUGACAAGUGUGUGUUCUUGUUGUACAUUGAAGCAAAUUCUGUCAGCAACAGUAAAGGACAAAAAACAAAGAAUUUUGAGGAGGAGACUUUUCAACGAUCAUUCAUGGAGUUUUCACUUAAGGACCUCUAUGCUGUUCAAGAAAUUCAAGCUGAGGAAAAUCUCUUCAGGAUUAUUGUGAACUCUCUUUGUCCUGCAAUCUACGGCCAUGAGAUUGUAAAGGCAGGUUUGGCCCUGGCCUUGUUUGGAGGAUGUCAGAAGUUUGUCGAUGACAAGAACAGAAUCCCGGUGCGAGGAGAUCCGCAUGUUCUGAUUGUUGGAGAUCCAGGAUUAGGAAAAAGUCAAAUGUUGCAAGCAGUGUGUAAUGUUGCUCCUCGAGGUGUGUAUGUUUGUGGUAAUACUUCCACCAGCUCUGGCCUGACUGUUACGCUGUCUAGAGAUGGUGCUUCUGGAGAUUUUGCCUUGGAAGCUGGUGCUUUAGUGCUUGGAGAUCAAGGUAUUUGUGGAAUAGAUGAAUUUGAUAAGAUGGGAAGCCAGCAUCAGGCUUUGCUGGAAGCCAUGGAACAGCAAAGUAUCAGCCUUGCCAAGGCUGGUAUUGUUUGCAGUUUGCCAGCCAGAACAUCUAUUGUUGCUGCAGCAAACCCAGUUGGAGGGCAUUAUAACAAAGCCAAAACAGUGUCUGAGAAUUUAAAAAUGGGGAGUGCUUUACUGUCAAGAUUUGACUUAGUUUUUAUUUUGCUGGACACCCCAAAUGAAGAUCAUGACCAUUUGCUGUCGGAGCACGUGAUGGCAAUCCGAGCUGGGAAGCAGGCAGCCUGCAGCAGCGCGGCUGUGAGCCGUGCCAACGUACAGGAUUGCUCUGUUCUUGAAGCUGUGUCAGAUCGGCCUCUGCUUGAAAGACUGAAGAUCUCACCAGGAGAAAACUUUGAUGCCAUUCCACAUCAGCUGCUGAGGAAGUACGUGGGUUAUGCUCGGCAGUACGUUCACCCACAUUUAUCUCCAGAAGCUGCUCAGGUCCUUCAGGAGUUCUACUUGGAGCUUCGGAAACAGAACCAGGGAGCAAGCAGCACACCAAUCACCACGAGGCAGCUGGAGUCACUGAUUCGACUUACAGAGGCACGAGCAAGGCUGGAAUUAAGGGAGAAGUGUACCAAGGAAGAUGCUGAGGAUGUAAUAGAAAUAAUGAAAUACAGCAUGCUGGGAACCUACUCGGAUGAGUUUGGAAAACUGGACUUCGAACGUUCACAGCAUGGGUCUGGGAUGAGCAAUCGGUCACAAGCAAAAAGAUUUGUUUCGGCCCUUAACAGUAUUGCAGAAAGAACUUACAACAAUCUCUUUGAUUUGCAACAGCUUCGACAGGUUGCAAAAGAGCUACAAAUACGAGUAUUUGAUUUUGAGAGCUUUAUUGAAUCCCUGAACGAUCAGGGUUAUCUCUUGAAAAAAGGCUCAAGACUUUACCAGCUUCAGACUAUGUGAGAAGAGCUGCUGCAAUAAACUUUGAGACAUAAUUACUGUAUCUGGAAUGGACUGAUGAACAUGCAGCAGUAAAGUGCCCUGACUUGCAGCCUGUCCCAGGAGCACCUCUGCCCCCGUUGUUUACUGGAAGUUCUUGUUCAAUUGGUAAUGCCAGCAGGCUUGCUAGAAGCUAAUGUAAGACAGGCUGCUCUGUGGUCCUGCUGCUUGACUCAUCCUGCAAGGCUGCUAGCCCAAAUGAUCAUAACAACAAAUUUCAGUUCUAAAUUUGAAGUGAUUAUUGGACUCACAAAUUUUAAAACUGAAAUCUUUCGUGAGAAGACAGUGCGAGUUGUGCUUUUAGCACUGCAGUUCAUUUGAGGUAUUUAAAGUAUAGGUAUGUUUCUAAAAAUUUGGGAACUUUCACGUUGAGCCUCUGCAGCUUUAUAGCUGGAAGGAUUUCGUUUUUUGAUUUGCAACUCUUUAUUUAUUGGUCUUCCUGAUAGAUUUUAUGUGAAGUGCAAGUCUAAUUUAUGAAAGUCUCCUCAUUACAAUGCUUAAUGUGUAAAAUGGAAAUUGUCUUUUUAUUUCUCAUUAAAUAUGAUAUAUGGAAAUAAUAUUAAUAGUGAACACUUGUGUGGGUGUUAAUAGCUGUUACAGAACAUGUUCAUGUUACAUACUGUGUAUGUCUUCUUUUAAUUGUUCUGCCACAGAAGGCUGUCUGAUUUUAUGAAAUUGAGCAUGCCCUAAUGCAGUAACAUAGCAGAUGAGAAGCUUUGCAUAAAGAUUUUUAAAAUGAUAGAAUUGUUUUUUUCUCUUUUUAAUUCUAAAUGAUAAGCUGUAUAAACUAUAAGAAUAUUACCUUCAGUCUUUCACCUUUUCCAUUAAGUGAUUUUUUUUUUUUUCUUCCUUCCCCUCUCUCCAUCCCAGCCUUGGACAGUCUGACCUAGGGCAGCGUUGUGUAAGAGAUAAAUAAAACACAGCACUGGAAUUUCACAAGUGGGGUUCUGCCUCACCUCCCCCUGCUUUGUGGAGUUCCUUCACUGCAGAGGUACUUCCUGGCUGGUGCCCCCAUGUGCUCCUACCUGGGGCCAUUCCUCCUCCCCAGUUGCAGGACUUUACCCUUUCCCUCAUUGAAUGUGAUGAGGUUUCUGGCAGCUCCUGGCCCCAACCUGCUGGAUUCCCUCAGUGUGUUUCCACUCCUCCCCUUUUUGCGUUCUCUGCACACUUCAUAACGUGCUUUUUGCCUGGAGGUGGUGAUGUUCUUUCACUCCCAUCUUCAUGCAAACAAAUAGAGGCUACCACCUCUACGUGGUGUGCCAAGAGAAGCAGUAAAUUCUUGAGGUCACACAGAAUUCACCUAUUCCUUUUUAACCGCCUUUCACAGUGGGGGAGAGGUAGAGUUACCAAACACAGACAUGAAUGGUGUUUUUUGUUGGUUUGGUUUCUUUUUCUCCUUUCUUUUGCCAGUUACUGACUGCUGUCUGUAGUCAGUGGAUGGAACACGGAGGUCAGACCUUGACCGGAGUCUGCAGCACUGCCAGGAACUGGAGCGCAAACUUGUAUCUGCUUAACAGCACCGAAUGUCCGGGGCAGAGGCUAAGAACGAGUCAGUUAUGCAACUGGAGAGGUCAGCUCUUGCCCUUCCUCGAGCCAAAGCAAACACGAUUGAGAGGAGCGAGAAGCCAAGUACGAGAGUCUGUUUGCUCUCUGAGAAGCCUUACGGCAAAGCAAACCAUCCACUUGUUCCUUCAAGGACUCGUGAAAGAACCUGUGAGCUAAGAAUUUUGCCCCAGGUGGUCGUUUCCCCCUCCCCAAGUCGCGCAGCUCCCGUCCUGCGGGGAGCAGCGAGGAGCGCCAUGCGGCCGCGGCGGCAGGUAGCGGCGGCCCGGGGUCGGCCGCUCUGCGCCUGGGGGGAGCGUCGAGCCCG